Rotaria sp. Silwood1 is the source of this 3087-nucleotide messenger RNA. The record is from the annotation of a GenBank genome assembly. NCBI's taxonomy places the organism in Eukaryota, Metazoa, Rotifera, Eurotatoria, Philodinida, Philodinidae.
AUGGAGAGCAAUAAAGAUGAUGUGAUCUUACUUGAACAAAUUUAUCAACAACGAUCAUUCCUACAUAAAAAAAUUAGUUUAACAUUACCUAUAUGUGCUUUAUUGAUUGUGGUUUUUGUUUUAUCGGCAUUCAUUGUUUCAAUAUUUUCAUUGUAUUGGACUCAAAAUACUGUAUGUUUUGUAAGUAAUAAUGAAGCAAUUAAACCAGACCAACCUAAAUCAAGACCAGUUUAUUAUUCUCGACCAAAACGUAGUUUAACAUCAAGAAAAGCUGAUAUUCCAUGUUUCAAUUUUGAUUGUUGUCAUACAUCUCUUAAUCCUAAUGCUCCGUGGAAUCAAAGUCGACUACCGACAAAUGUUUAUCCUAUUGAUUAUCAGUUGACAUUAGAAUUAUUUGAAUUAAAUGAAGCACAUGAUGAAUAUAGUGGUACAGUUGAUAUUGUUCUUGAAGUUCGGUCAGCAACAAAUGAUAUAAUUCUUCAUGGUGAUUUACUCCUUUCCAAUGUUACUGUAACUCAACGUGCAAGUCCGAACAAUAUUCCAUUGGUUGUUGAUUGUGCUGUACCAUUUCCUAAUACUCAAACACUGAUUAUACAUUUGGGAGAACAACUACGAGUUGGUUUUACAUAUGAUCUUCGUAUUUCAUUCUUUCGAGCAUUAAGUGUUCAUGGAACUGGAAUAUUUGAAAAUCAAUUUAAUAAAGACCCAUAUGGAACAGAAACAUCUCGAAUAAUAUUAACGCAUCUGAAACCAGUACAUGCUCGAGAAGCAUUUCCAUGUUUUGAUGAACCAGGUUUUAAAGCCAAAUUUCAAUUAACAGUAAUGCAUGAGAAUAAUACUAAAGCUUUGAGUAAUUGGGAUGAAGAGGAAAGUUUUGAGAUUCAGAAUACGAUUUAUACUGAAUUUCAAACAGUACCACCAAUACCAACUGCAUUAAUAGCUUUUGCAAUAUUUUAUAUUGAUGAUUUUGAUAAGAGAACAGCAAUAGCAACACAUCCAAUCACUAAUCGAAAGAUUGAGAUUAAUUUAUGGGCACGAAAACCAUUUUUUACGAAUGAUAAUGGAAUCUAUGUUGAUGGACCGCUCAAUAUGAUUCAACGAACUCUUACUGCUUUUUUAAAUAUUUUUCAAGAAGUACAAACUCCUAUUGUACCAAAACAAAUAGAUAUUCUUGCCGUACCUGAAUAUCCAUCUGAUGCAGUAUCACAUUGGGGUCUCAUAAUAUUUUCUGAACGUAGUCUUCUUCAUAAUCCAGAAACAACAUCUGAAGCUGAACAUCAAAACAUUGCUUUAGCAGUUGCUAAACAAAUAGCUGAACAAUGGUAUGGAAAUUUGAUUUCAUUUCGAUGGUGGACAGAUUUAUGGCUACAAGAAGCAAUUUCUAAUUAUAUGAAAUAUCAUGCAGUUGAUAUAGCUUAUCCUGAAUGGAAUAUUCAUGAUCAAUUUUAUACUGGAGAACUUUUACCGACUAUGUUUGACGAUUCUUUGAGUACAUCACAUCCAAUACUCAAACCAGUUAAUAGUCCAGCACAAAUUAAUGAAUUAUUUGAUAGUAUUGAAACAACAAAAGCAACAGCAAUUUUAAAAAUGGCUGACUAUUAUACGGAUAAAACUACGGGUUUUACGAACACGACGUUAGUUAAUAUUGUGUCUUAUCUUCAUAAUAAUGAAUUUGGAUAUCUUAUACCAGAUGAAUUCCUUAGUAAAUAUACGAUUGGUAGUUGGACAGGUCUAGAUUUUUUUGAUCGUUGGAUAUUACAAUCAAAUUUUCCAAAAGUAUUCGUUCGUUUUCUUUAUAAUAACAGUACUAGCACAUAUACUUUUCAACUUAUACAAAGUCGACAUUUAAGUGCACAUAUGUAUGACUAUGAUCUUUAUCCACCUGAAACAAAUCCAUUUGGUUAUAUUUGGUAUAUUCCAAUAAUAUGUCGAUUUAGUAAUAAUCCAACAAGCUUUACAUUAACUCGAACAUUUUUUCUUGAUCAGGAAACAACGAAUAUAAAUUUUAAUUCUUCUCAUUAUGCGUAUUAUUAUUGUAAUACUCAUUUUGCUGGAUAUUAUAUUAUGGAUUAUACACCUGAAAAUUCGGUAGAAUUAGGUGCUGCUUUAGAUAAUAACAAUGUUGAUUUAGCUGACAUUGAUCGAGCUAAUUUAUUAAAUGGUGCAUUUUUAAAUGCUCAAACCACUGAAGAAAGUUAUGCUAUUGUUAGAUCAUUUACACAAUUUUUAUAUCGUACUGCAUAUACAGAUUUACUUCCAUGGCAAACAUUAUCAUAUCAUGUAAAUCGUAUGUUAGAUGUACUCGAAUAUGAAUCAUUAUUUCGUGUUGUUCAAAAAUAUUUUCAACUUGUUGUUCGAAAUUAUUAUACAACAUAUGAAGCAAAUUUAUGGAAUACUAAUGGAACAUUUGCUGAACAAAUUCUCAAAAAUAUAAUUAUUCAACUUGCAUGUCGACUAAGAUUAAAUGAAUGUAUUGAUAAAGUAACUUUAUUAUGGAAUGAAGCAUUUCCUGCUUUAGUUAGUGGAACAGCUAAUAAUUCACUAGCUGCUCAUACUCGAGAAGUAGUCUAUCAAACUCAUUUUCAAAAUACAUACAAUGAUACUGAAUGGACAGUAGUUUCAACUGAUUUUCAUUAUUCUAUUGAUGCACAAGAACGUUAUCGUUUACUCAAAGCACUAACACAAUCACGACAACCAUGGCAUUUAUAUCAAUUUUUAUAUCGUGAUGCAGAAAAUAAUCAAGAUCGUGAUGUUGAUUUAUUAUCAGUGUUAACAUUACUUGCAAAAAAUCCUAUAGGUCGUGAAUUAGUCUGGUAUUAUUAUCGAGAAAAUUGGGCUAAACUUCAAGCUAAUUAUGGACGAACAAAUCAGAGAUUAGGGCAAUUGCUAAUUGAUAUAACAGCAACAUUUGAAGAUGAAUUUCGUGAGACUGAGUUAAUUGAAUUUCUUGCGUCGACACCAGGUGUUGAUUCAAAUGUUGAUGCACGUUUUUGGGCACUUGAACGAGCAAAUAUGAAUUAUUGGUGGAUAGUGGAUAAUUCAAAGGACAUGGCUGAGUCAUUCAAUGUUGAUGAGAAACAUAUUUGA